CCAUGUUCAGGGUUACCAUUUUGGUCUGUUUGAUAUUUGGCAUUGCAGCUAAGCCGAAUAAACCAUGGAAUAAGCUUACCGAUACAAGUGUCCAAGAUACAGUCAUGUCAGGAAAGAGACCGUUAAGUGUGGAAGUGGAGCCCCCAGAGGAAAUGGAUCAAACCGAUAUUGAUAUUGAUCCAAAAAUGAAGAUUUGGGAGAGUUUGAACUUAAAACAGGCGGUGGUGGCUGAAGAAGACGUGGAUGAUGCACGCCAUCCGUCCAACAUCAAAGAUCAGUUGCAAAUGUUUGAGGCUGACCAGGCCAACACCAAGUCCAAUUCUGCCCCAGAAGGAGACAGUGAAGAGCCUGAGCAGCCCGCUGAUGCAAUCUACCACAAAGCCAGAGAAGAGCUGUAUAGAUACUUGGCCCCGCUCACAGCUGAAUACCAAUACAGAGUCCGAUUUCCCCAACCUCUACCAGAGGAGGGUGAACCGCUUGCACAGGUCAGACGUCACAUAGAACCAGAGGAGGACAAGGAUGACUUUUACCAUCCUGACCUGGAAAGCUGGAUCCAGUACCAAGAUGACGCCAAAGCUGUUCCUGUUGAUUGGCCAUCUGAGAGCAGCCAACCAGAGGAAGACCUGGAUCACCUCUACCACCUCUGA
Molecule: messenger RNA, 647 nt
Organism: Doryrhamphus excisus (bluestripe pipefish)
Lineage: Eukaryota; Metazoa; Chordata; Actinopteri; Syngnathiformes; Syngnathidae
Source: RefSeq, a predicted model, not a curated record